AUGCGAAAAAGGAUUCAAGUCUUUUGGGUCUCCGCAACCUCUGUUUCUGCAAUAGUCUCUGCAGAUGUUAAGGCACGAGCAAAAGCUCUUGCUGAAGCGUGGAAGCCAAAACUCAAUGAACUUGACAUGGGAGCUGGCAGUGGAAACUCCUUGGAGGCUCAUGCAAUUUUACAACUUCUAGCUACUUUCUGUAUUACGUCUGAUUUCAACGCAGAAGAACUAACAAAACUAGUGCCUUUGGUGUCACGUCGUCGUCAAGCUGCUGAUCUCUGCCGCUCACUUGGGUUAUCUGACAAAAUGCCAGUAUGUACAAAGGGACGAGUGGAAGAAAAGGCAGAAGCAAGAAUGCCAGUUACGACUCUGUCUCCUCCAGAAGGAAACACUACAUUCCUGGAUACUACAUCUUGGUGUGUAGCAAUUCCUGGGGCCUCUCAGAUGGAUCUACAGGUAGCAUUAGAUUGGGCAUGUGGUGCCGGAAAUGCCAAUUGUGGUCCCAUCAAAUCCGGUAGACAGUGCUACGAGCCUAAUACAUUGGUGUCACACGCUUCCUACGCCUUCAACUCCUACUAUCAGCAGAAUGGUAACAAUGACAUUGCUUGCAACUUUGGUGGAACUGCUACAUUAACAAAUAAAGACCCAAGCUAUGAUAAAUGUUCCUACGCUGUGUCCAGGUCUCUAACCUCAUCAACCACAAAACUGGAUGUUCAUAAUGCAGAGAUGAGCAUUUUGAUAGUGUUAUGCAUGACAAUUUGGUUGAAGCUGUGAUUAUGAUAUGGAAAUGUAGGAUAACAUAUAAGAAUAAUUAGAUAAAGAGAAAUGGUUAACAAAUGCUUUGUCGAGUUCCACAUACGGAGUACGGACUACUUUUGAUUUGGAAAUUGUUAUUUUGUUAGACAAAUAUAUAUGCUUUACUUUGGAAGUAUGUCAAGAAUAUUUGACAUAGUAAUUGCCUUUUGUCCUGUUUAUUUAACUCUAAAAGAGUUGCUUCUCAUGCCCAAAAGCUCCUUUGUA
Messenger RNA from Spinacia oleracea (spinach), 1011 nucleotides. Its product is annotated as PLASMODESMATA CALLOSE-BINDING PROTEIN 5. The record is from RefSeq and is a predicted model, not a curated record. Lineage: Eukaryota; Viridiplantae; Streptophyta; Magnoliopsida; Caryophyllales; Amaranthaceae. The transcript is spliced from 4 exons. The coding region runs from base 1 to 765 and encodes 254 amino acids.